Molecule: messenger RNA, 2065 nt
Organism: Opisthorchis viverrini
Lineage: Eukaryota; Metazoa; Platyhelminthes; Trematoda; Opisthorchiida; Opisthorchiidae
Exons: 10
Biological process (GO): Ras protein signal transduction; positive regulation of GTPase activity
Cellular component (GO): plasma membrane
Molecular function (GO): guanyl-nucleotide exchange factor activity
Source: RefSeq, a predicted model, not a curated record
GUCCCAAAAAACAAGAACUCAGAUGACCAACCUCUCGAGCUGGAGUUGCAAAAUCGAUUUAUUGGAUCGACCAAAUUCAUCGCCGGGGCUGUAUGUGGCACAGAGGAACCAGUUAAUCCCCACGUGCUUGCGGGAUCAUGCAAUAAGACGGUUGAUCUUCGACCGGAACGUAUCGACUCCUUGCCCUUUCGGACCAGCUUGAGACAGAUGUACAAUGCUAAUAUCGAUUACGCACGUGGGUCGGUCGUGUCAUGGUCCGGUGCUGUUUCAAACGUGGAUGAACCAAAACGUCCCUCGGUGUUCUCCUGCCCCGAUCCUGAAGUAAUGUCACCACGAAACAGUACGUUCCAAGGAACAAUCGGCGAUACAGCAACUCCGAUGCGAACAAGGGCCGGAACUGUGGUGACGUCCUCGAGACGUUCAAAACGUCGGUGUACAACUGAAAUAUCCAAUUUGUUAUUCCUUGACAGCUCCAGCAAUACCGCUGCGGCUCAGGCGUUUGCCGUUGCUACCGCCGGCAGUGCUUGCCCCUUGGCAGCAGCAGGCAUCAUGGGGCUUGGCCCAAACCUGAAUCGAGCAGCUCUCCGGUUUUCGGCUGGUACGGCAUCUGCGGCUGCAGCAAAUAUAGGAUAUAAAACAGUGGCUUGCACACUGCCAAGCACUUCUGCAGUCACAUCGACCUUGGGCGGAUCAACUACGGUUACCACCUUGUCAAGUCUUUCCAACAUAUCACCCGGUUCAUUCCAGUUCAACGGACGUGCCAGUGCAGCCGGACAGAACAAUGCGGCGUCCAUCAACGGAACGUCAAACAACUUAACUCAGGCACCUCAGAACAAUAUAGACCAGCAAACUAGACGUUCCAUGAUGAUGGCGACGGCUUCUUGUCUACGUGUGCUCAAUGUCGUGCGUCACUGGAUUACCAAAUUUCCCGAUGAUUUCGACGGUGAUGCUCUGUUGAAACAAGAAAUGAAGAGUUUGCUAGAAUCGCUUGUCACCUGUCCUCAGUUACUUCCAAAUGAUCAAAAGGCAGCCGGACAACUUUUGAGACAAAUGCUUUGUGAUCAACUUGUGGAAAACCGUAUCAAUCUGGAUAGUAUACUUACCCCAACAAAAAUCCCGUCGGAAAAAAAUUUUGACACGCUGACAGCCCUGGAUAUAUCUGAACAACUGACCCUUCUCGACUUCCAAAUAUUCCGUUCAAUCAGAAGCGAAGAACUUCUCAAUCAGUCUUGGAUGAAGCCGAACAAGGAAGAAAAGUCAAAGCAUGUGUUGUUGGUUUGCAAGCGAUUCAAUGAGGUUAGUCGUCUUGUCGUAUCGGAAAUCGUUUCCCGCACGGAGCUAAAUGACCGUGUCACGUGUAUUGACAAAUGGGUCCAAAUAGCCAACAUUUGCCGCUGUCUCCAAAACUAUAACGGUGUGCUGCAAAUCUGCGCGGCCCUGGUCAAUAGCUCGGUCUAUCGAUUGCGGCGCACUUGGGAGCGUGUGAGCAAACAAACCAAACAAUCGAUCGAUCGAUUGCAAAUGUUGGUUGCCUCAGAUGGACGGUUCAAAUCUAUGCGUGAAGCUCUACACAGGUGUGAUCCCCCUUGCAUACCUUACUUGGGAAUGUACCUGACCGACUUGUCCUUUAUCGAAGAAGGUGCAUUGAAUGUAACGGAGAACAACUUGGUAAAUUUUUGCAAAAUGCGAAUGAUCGCGCACGUUAUUCGUGAAAUACAACAGUAUCAUCAGACGCCGUACCUGAUAACUCAUAGAAGAGAAGUAACCGACUACCUCUUGGAUCCAACUCGGCUCCUGGACGAGGAACAGACAUACCAAGCCUCACUCACAAUUGAACCACGACAGUCGAUCAACCGACAAUCGUCCACUGUGUGUAAUUAAUUCAGGAGAGAGACUCUUCCCGCACUCUGAGUGGCACUCUGUUCCCACAACCUCACUGUGAACAAGGCAUUCUAGACUUUGAAUCGACCUAGGAUAGAACACGUGAAUACUCUCCGUAAUCUGGGCAGCGUAUAUACAAGAAUUUUUUGAGGAUGGCAGUCACCGAGAGCAUCCAGACUUGGCU